Molecule: messenger RNA, 366 nt
Organism: Botrytis deweyae
Lineage: Eukaryota; Fungi; Ascomycota; Leotiomycetes; Helotiales; Sclerotiniaceae
Exons: 1
Coding region: 1-366 (121 amino acids)
Source: RefSeq, a predicted model, not a curated record
AUGAAUCAUCUCAAGACGUUGAAACAAAACAGUGGACGCAAAGAUAAAGGGUUUAUGGUUCUGGGCGAUGAUCCAGAGCGUGAAGUUGUGUAUCGCACAUACAUACUCGGGGGACAAGACUUUCCAGAAUCGAGUGGACAAUAUAGAUGUAGUGAGGUGGGUAAGAAGGUCAUAGGCGGGUUGAAUACGGGUUGUGGAAUUCCAUAUUACGCCAUCGUGUUGGAGAAGGUCGAUAUAGAUCACCAAGUGAAUGGUGGUAGUGAGAGAAAAGAGGAAGAUUUGGUCUUGAUGAGGAAGCAACGGGGUGGUGGUGAGAAAGAGGUGUCGGAUAUGAUGAAGUCAAUAAAGCAACGGCAAAAAUGGUAA